UGGCCGCUGUCCCCCCUCAGCUGUCCCCUCGUCUCUGCCGCAUUCAAAGCAGCCGCAGGGGGAAAGUCCCCGCCGGGGAUUUACAUGAGGAGGAAGGGGCCGUGUCCCCCGGCACCACCCCCGACACCUCUGCCCCAGGCAGGGCACUGCUCUGCCGCUGCUCUGCCCAAGCUGUCCCCGCCGAGUGCAGUGGGCGAUGGUUGAUCCCAGGAGGAGCCCAUGGGUGCUGCGGGCCGGGCUCUGCCUCCUGGCCCUGCUCUCAGGUGGGAUCUCAGCAGACAACAGCACCUGGAACAACACAGGUCUGGGGUGCCCCAGGGAGCUGCAGCACCCACACUACGUGGUGGCCAGGAGGAACGUUCCCCUCCACCUCAUCUGCUACACCCGAGACCCCCAGGGCAUGAGGUGGUACAGAACCAUGGGGGACAGUGAUGAACUCCACGAGCUCAACAACACCUCCCGCUACAGCAUCCAGAGGAACAACAGCUUCAUCAGCCUGAGCAUCCUCAGCAUCACCCCCACUGACUGGGGUCUCUACGUCUGUGGCACCGAGCGCCGCGUGGUGCCGGGGAAGCGGCUGCACCUCUGUGCCACGGAGCUCCGGGUCCUGGGUCACGGCAGCAGGCAGCAGAUCCAGAACAGACAGAACCUGAAAGAUGCCAUCAUCAUCAUCCAGUCCAUCCUGCUGGUCAUCUUCCUCAGCAUCCCCAUGCUCCUCUUCCUAGAAAAGUAAGGUGAAGGCAAGCAAAGCCCAGAGGAGGAGCACACCUAUGAGGGCCUGGCAGUGGAGCAGAUGGCCACCUAUGAGGACAUCACUCCUUUCCGGGAUGUGAAGGCCAAGUGGACAGUUGGGGAGCACCCAGGAGAGGAGUGAGGGCUCUGCACCCAUCAUCAGCCUGGCACCCACAGCGUGAUUCCCUACUGGCACCCACAGGGAUGGUUCCCAGCCCCUGCCCUGGACCACAGCUCUGAUGGGCACCUGGAACUGGGCUCCUGCUGCCCUUGGGUGCUGCUAUGCCACAUCUGGGCCGUGCCCAGCACCGCUGCCCUGGCUCUCACUCUCACUGCCCCUCUGAUGGACCCCAAAAAGCCUCUGUAGAAAUUAGGAGUCACCUGCAGCCCCCCAAGCAGAAAACUCCCCAGGCUCUGGGCAGCCCCACACCAUGGCACUGAGCUCCUGUCCAGGGGAGUCAGCAGGGUGGGAGGUGUCUCCUCCAGCCCUGGGAAUCAGGGAACCAGAGACUCACCCAGUGCUGCAGGGACACUCCUGGGAUGCAGGACCUCACUGUGGCCCUGUCAGGGGAGCUGAGGUGAGCAGCACCCUGGGGGUGCUACAAGAAGUGGAUUUGGGGAUCCUGAAGCCAUGGCCAUGUCCAGCAUGACAGUUUUCUGAGACAGAAGAUCUUUCAGAGCACAUCUUUCUCCCCAAAUAUCAUAGGAAAAGCUGGAGGACCUUGCACAAGACUUGCUUAUCUCCAGGCGAGAGCUGGCCCAUGUCACAAGGAUGUCCCCUU
Molecule: messenger RNA, 1514 nt
Organism: Calypte anna (Anna's hummingbird)
Lineage: Eukaryota; Metazoa; Chordata; Aves; Apodiformes; Trochilidae
Gene: CD79B
Product: CD79b molecule
Exons: 6
Coding region: 197-733 (178 amino acids)
Biological process (GO): B cell receptor signaling pathway; B cell differentiation
Cellular component (GO): B cell receptor complex; external side of plasma membrane
Source: RefSeq, a predicted model, not a curated record